Musa acuminata AAA Group (dessert banana) is the source of this 2012-nucleotide messenger RNA. RefSeq lists its product as uncharacterized. The transcript has 2 exons. The record is from RefSeq and is a predicted model, not a curated record. The coding region runs from base 380 to 790 and encodes 136 amino acids. NCBI's taxonomy places the organism in Eukaryota, Viridiplantae, Streptophyta, Magnoliopsida, Zingiberales, Musaceae.
GGGAGAUGUUGGAAGGGUACGCGAUUCGGUAAAAGGACCGACGGAGAGGGCGUUGAUGUCCGUGUGCAAUUGGCGUUUGGAAAGCGCCAGGUGAGAGAGAUCAGAUCGUUCGAUAUGGUUAUCCGUGGGCAUAGAAUUCUUGUUCUGCUUGUGUUCGUCCGAUUUGAUGUUCUCAAAGGUGGCGAAGGAUUUUUAGCUCUGAAAAGAGGUAGAUUAUAGGAGGCGGUCAUCUGUGGGAAGAUUUUUGUUUCUUUCAUUGAUUCCGAUGGGAAAGACGAGAUCUUGCUGAUCGUUAGUGGAAUAUUGGCAAAAGAGAUUCCAUUUUUGUGUGUUUUGGUUCAGAAGAUUGAUUCUGAGAGCGGUAUCCGGUUUCGCAGAUAUGGCUAUGCUUUUUAAUCUUCUCUCUUAUUGGCUUUGGGGAAGAAAAGGUCGUCAAUCUCCCGAGCAAUCACUGAGUUCUUCGUCUGAUUACCUCACGGGGUACAGGGAUCCGGAUUCUUUGAAGAUUGCAGCAGGUAACGUGCCUCAGAUCCGAUCGAAAUGCAUGGGUGAUUUUGAUGAUCCGGAUUGGGCGAUUGGGUGGUUGGAACCGCAUGCAUCCGAGUUCCUGUCUGAGAGCGAGACGGAGAACGGCUUUGCCGUCUUGGUCCCAUGCUAUACGCGAGGUUGCUACGCGCAGGUUGAUUUCUCCAAGAAGCAUGUUUUGGGUACUAUUGGUCUCAACAACGAUGAUCAUUCUGAAGGCAAAAAGGAUAUCGAACAGUGGCUUGCAGAACAAUUGUCAGCGUGAAACAACUACAAGUAGGCUUGAUCUUUAUAGUGUUCAGUAUAAACUGAAGAUAAGAGGAUAUUGAUACUUGAGAUAAAAAAGGUGAAAAAAGAGAAAAAUGAUUAAAUAAUUAGAAUAGGAGCUGUAGGAUGUUUUGGUAUUUAAACUUGUUGCUGAACUAUCAGAGUGUAUAUUCAGAAGCAAAAAAUUCAUUACAAGUUGCAAGAGAAGUGAAAGUAAAGGAAGCAGCAAAGGCAUGCAACCUCGAUGGACAUUCAUAAAUAUUUCAGGACUACUUAAGUUGACAAUAUGGUUUUAUUCAUUCUUUGCUUUCUUUCCGCCUCAAAACAGAAACUUCUCUGCUGAACAAUUCAAUUGGGUGUCGUAUUAAUUAUUUUUCUACAAAUAUUGAAGUCCAGGAAGCUUGAGACUCCUUGUGGCCCGUUAGACAGCAUCCGGUCGAUAUCUUUGUAAAAUCUGGAGCUAUUUCAGUUGCAUGGAACGGUGCUGAAUGAAUAGCAUGAAUUCUCAUCUUUGUCUCGGGCUUAAGUUUAUGAAAUCUGCAGCUACAUCUGCAAAUAAACCACACAAACUGGACUUUUGUCUCUGUUCUCUUUUCCUAAUAGUUGCAUAUAUGGAGGGAGGGAAGUUACACCUCAUAAAAAAUUAGUCAGCAAUCUCUUUGUUCAAAAUGAUAUCAAUUAGCUGAGUUAAAGUAUGGUUGGUAAGUAUGCUUUCGUCUCUUGAAUUUUUACUUAUAUUAUGUUCACAGUUUCUUUCUACUGUUCUCAAUUGGCUACCGAUGGGCUUGUAAUAAAUAGUCUACUGGCUACCAAUUGGGACUUAAUCUGUGGAGUAAAGCUAUGGCCGAAGAAGGAGUUGAGAUGUUAAGAAGUGUAUCCUUCGUCUUCAUGGAAUGCUGUCUCUCAACUUUUAUUCAAGGUUUUAUUGAGAUACUGCUAAUUUGGAAGGUUGGUUUCAUGUGUAAGCUACUCAUAGAUUUGAGAAUGACCUCAGUUCAUGAUCCUGAUCUUUUGAAGCUAAUUCCACUUGGGUAAGCUAUUGAUGGACUGCUUUUGUCACUGGUGUGCUGUAUCCUCUGUAACAAUCCUGCAACAAACAAAUGGGGAUCAACGAAGAGAGACUUCUUAUGGAAUAGGAAGAUACCAACAAGUAGGAGUGCAAAUGUAUAUUAAUAGUCAAGUAUUUAUUAUGUGCAGAUUAUAAGAACUCAUGCAGCCUA